GGUUCCAACUUCCAAAUUGCCGGUGCCUCUAAGUUUUUUUCCCCAACAAAAUUACCAGAAAUACAGACCAAAACACAAAAAUGGCAACUUCAUUUCUCUCUACUGCAAACGCCUUCCUCUCCUCCACUCUAGCCUCUUCCUCAUCAUCACCAUCAUCUUCCUCGUCUUCAUUAUCAGUUUGCCCUCACAAACGCAAUGCCAAAAGGCAACAACUAACUGCUCUUUCCAAGGCUUUCACUGAGUCGCCAUUACCUUCAUCAUGUUUAACGAAAAGAAGCCUCUCAGUUUGCUUCAUUUCAAGCUUUGUUUUCUCAAUGGGUGGUAAAGGCUGUUUUGAUGCCAAUGCAGCUAUAUUAGAAGCCGAUGACGAUCAAGAGCUCUUGGAGAAAGUCAAGAGAGACAGAAAGAAGAGACUUGAAAGACAAGGUGUUAUCAGCUCCUCCAAAGUAGAAACAGGAUAUUUGCAGGAUCUGGUUUACAAGCUGAGUAAAGUGGGUCAAGCCAUAGACAACAACGACCUGUCUACUGCUAGUUCAGUUCUUGGUAGAAGCACUGAUACAGAUUGGGUCCAAAAAGUAAAUACAGCCUUCACCAAGCUGAGCUCUAGUCCUGAAGCAAAGACUGAGGUGGAUACCUUCAAUUCCUCAUUAGCUUCAUUAAUUUCUUCAGUUACUAAAAAUGAUAUUGAGUCCUCGAAAGUUGCUUUUGUGGCAUCAGCCAGAGCAUUCGAAAAAUGGACAUCCUUGACUGGACUGCUUGAACAGCUUAAGGGACUGUGAAGGAAAGGAAAGGGAGAUGAAGAUUUUAUUCUUUUUCUUUUUUGUUUCUUUCGCAGAGAGAACAACCUAAAGCUUCAUUUAUUCUACACCAGGUGAAUUCGUUUGUAUCUUCCAUCAACCGCACAACGGUUUCCCCAAUCCUUAAGAUUUGAGAUUUACAGGUUAUCUCAAUUGAAUGUGAGUUUAAGGUGUAAAUCAUUUAUUGAUGUCCUUGAGCCGAUGCAAAGUUUGAUGUAAAAUAUUCUUUACAAUUUGACUAACCUGUGACAAGCAAAUUCCAUA
Mangifera indica (mango) is the source of this 1061-nucleotide messenger RNA. Its product is annotated as thylakoid lumenal 16.5 kDa protein, chloroplastic. The coding region runs from base 81 to 779 and encodes 232 amino acids. NCBI's taxonomy places the organism in Eukaryota, Viridiplantae, Streptophyta, Magnoliopsida, Sapindales, Anacardiaceae. The transcript is spliced from 4 exons. The record is from RefSeq and is a predicted model, not a curated record. Gene Ontology annotation, biological process: photosystem II repair.